Messenger RNA from Oncorhynchus gorbuscha (pink salmon), 2461 nucleotides. RefSeq names its product transcription factor p65-like. The record is from RefSeq and is a predicted model, not a curated record. Bases 130 to 1971 code for a protein of 613 amino acids. Gene Ontology annotation, cellular component: cytoplasm. Gene Ontology annotation, molecular function: RNA polymerase II cis-regulatory region sequence-specific DNA binding; DNA-binding transcription factor activity, RNA polymerase II-specific. The transcript is spliced from 11 exons. Lineage: Eukaryota; Metazoa; Chordata; Actinopteri; Salmoniformes; Salmonidae. Gene Ontology annotation, biological process: cellular response to stress; canonical NF-kappaB signal transduction; innate immune response.
UCUCGAAGUUGGGGGUGGCGAGAGGGAGGCGAAAGAACAAGCUGUCAAGAGAAGGUGACACGGUGUUUAAGGGACAAACAACCUAUAGGGAAAAGGCUAUUCGAUUAAUCACGGUGGCCGACGUUGGAAAUGGAUGGAAUUUAUGGAUGGGAACAGCCCCCUUUGAACCAAGGUAAUCCCUUCAUUGAGAUCAUUGAACAGCCCAAGCAGAGGGGCAUGAGGUUCAGGUACAAGUGUGAGGGGCGCUCUGCGGGAAGCACCCCGGGAGAGAAGAGCAAUGACACCACCAAGACACACCCCGCCAUUAAGGUGCACAACUACAAUGGCCCCCUGCGUGUCCGCGUCUCCUUGGUGACCAAGAACCCACCUCACAAGCCCCACCCCCACGAACUGGUGGGGAAAGACUGCAAACAUGGUUACUAUGAGGCAGACCUGCAGGAGAGACGAGUGCACAGUUUUCAGAACCUGGGCAUUCAGUGUGUGAAGAAAAAGGAUGUGGCCGAGGCAGUUUCCUGUAGGCUGCAGACCCAAAACAACCCCUUCAACAUUCCUGAGGCAAACAUGUGGGAGGAGUUUGACCUAAAUGCAGUGAGGCUGUGUUUCCAGGCCUCGAUCACUCUGCCUACCGGGGAACUCUGCCCUCUGGAGCCCGUGGUGUCCCAGCCCAUCUACGACAACAGAGCACCCAACACAGCAGAACUGAAGAUCUGUCGAGUGAACAGAAACUCUGGAAGCUGCAUAGGGGGGGAUGAGAUCUUCUUACUUUGUGACAAAGUGCAAAAAGAGGACAUCGAGGUGCGGUUCUUCCAGGGCUCGUGGGAGGGGAAGGGCACCUUCUCCCAAGCGGACGUACACAGGCAGGUGGCCAUUGUGUUCUGCACCCCGCCCUACUGCGACACCAACCUGACCGAGCCAAUCCGAGUGAAGAUGCAGCUCCGCAGGCCCUCGGAUCGUGAGGUCAGCGAGCCAAUGGACUUCCAGUUCCUGCCCUCUGACCCAGAUGAAUAUAGACUGAUGGAGAAGAGAAAACGGACAGAGGGAAUGUUACAGAAUCUGAAGCUGGGGUCCCUGAUGUCGGGGACCAUGUCAGCAGAGACGAGGCCGUUCAACAUUGCCAGGAGAACAGUCACCGCCAAGCCAGCAGCUAGCCAGCCUGUGAUGAACCCAGUGGCGCCCCCUAGUGCCUUCUCUGUGAAGCCCCAGCCCUACUACAACGGCCCCCAGCCAGGCAAGUUGUUUCAAACCCAGCCCAAAGCAGAAGCCUCCUCCACCGCAGCCGAGACCUGGAAGUUCCUCAACAGCCUGACUCUGGACUCGCAGCCCAAAGCCACCCCCGUGGCCAGCUUCACCACCAACCCCCAGGCCUCUGCAGCCGCAGCCGCCUCCUCCCAGGCCUUUCCCACCGUAAACCUGUUGGACUUCAACGGAUUCGCUUUCCACAACUUUGCUUGUCCCCAGGAGCCGGUGAGUGCAGCCCCUACACCAGAGCCCACCUCUACCUUCGGGGUCCAAGGCUCCCAGUUCAAGGUGGAUGAGGAGCUACCCGAAUUCCCCAGCUUUUCUGAGGCACAAGCGCCAGGGACUCUAGAUAGUAUAAACAUUGAAGAAUUCCAGGCUAUGCUGGGCCAGAGUUGUCUGGCUGGAGAAGGGCCAAAGAGCAGUGAGGCGUCAGCCCCUCAGGAACCCUGCCACUUACCCUCCACCAACACUGUGGCCAACAACGCGGCCCAGAACCAAGCAGACCCAGCCAACCACCACACCGGCUGUGGCGGCAGCACCUGGAUGAACUACCCUAACAGCAUUGUCAGCCUGCUCCAGAACGAGGGCGUGAUGGAGAGUUCCCCCGGCAACGCCAGCCAGCCGGCCGCCCUUGACGACCUGGACGUCUUAAGCUCCAUGGACGAAGACCGUCUCAUGUCCAUCCUGAACAGUGGCAACCAAUACAGUUUUGUGCCUGGACAUCAGACCUAAGAGACAACUGUGUGAUUUGACUGACAUGUUUACUGACAUAAUCCCCCUGGUAGACUACUUUUAUCUGUGCCCUUGAGAUCCUGGGCCCGGUUGCAUAAAACAACUUAAGUUAAUUUCCCCCUUGUAUUUUCCUGUAACUUUAAGUCAGUUGCACAAGAUGUGUGAAUUUUCCCUGUUUUAAAUUAAGUACAAAAGUUAAGGGUGUCCACGAGGUCCCUUAACUGCCUCAUUAUGUAUGGUUAUCAAUGGAAACGACAUGUAUAGAGGUGAAUGUUGAUUUUCAUCUGCUCUGGUUACAAAAGGAAAACGUCAACCAGCUAGCUACUUAGCUAAACAAUGGAAGGUGCACGAUCCAUGGCUACAGAGCUAGCUGGCUAGUUAGCUCCAGCUACAGUGGGGCAAAAAAGUAUUUAGUCAGCCACCAAUUGUGCAAGUUCUCCCACUUAAAAAGAUGAGAGGCCUGUAUUUUCGUCAUAGGUACACUUCAACU